AAACCCAAAGAAAAACCAAAAAAAAACCCCAAAAAGAAGAAAAAAAAAAACUACAAAAUUGGAGCGAAUUUGAUCGAUUCAUACUCGGUGAAGAUCGAAAAUGUCGUGGCAAUCUUACAUUGAUGAUCAGUUGAUGUAUGAGGUCGACGGCCAACAUCUCAAAGCCGCUGCCAUUGUCGGCAACGACGGUACUGUUUGGGCCCAGAGCGCCGACUUCCCCAAGUUCAAGCCAGAAGAGGUUAAUGCCAUUAUGAAGGAUUUUGAUGAGCCUGGAUCCCUUGCCCCGACUGGGUUACACCUUGGUGGAGCGAAGUACAUGGUUAUCCAGGGGGAAUCUGGAGCUGUUAUUCGUGGAAAGAAGGGCACUUCUGGGAUCACUGUAAAGAAAACAACCCAGGCACUCAUUUUUGGUUUAUAUGAUGAACCUAUGACUCCAGGACAAUGCAACAUGAUCGUUGAGAAGUUGGGAGAUUACCUGAUUGAUCAAGGCCUGUAAUCUUUUUUUUUUUUUUUUUUCUAUACAUAAUUUGGGAUUUUGAGCCUUUUUAUGGCUGUGAACUGAGAGUUACAGAAAAUAAUAGUGUGAAGAAUCAGGAUGAAAAGCAAGAGUGUGGUGAUUUUGGUCGCUGAUUUCUACCCAUUCUAUGUAUUUUGGCUUAUUUUUGUGCAUUGAUGAAAAACACUACUUCUUCCAGUAUCAGUUUUUUCAAA
Momordica charantia (bitter melon) is the source of this 711-nucleotide messenger RNA. Its product is annotated as profilin. Gene Ontology annotation, molecular function: actin monomer binding. The record is from RefSeq and is a predicted model, not a curated record. Gene Ontology annotation, cellular component: cell cortex. Lineage: Eukaryota; Viridiplantae; Streptophyta; Magnoliopsida; Cucurbitales; Cucurbitaceae.